AGAUCAACAUGAGCGUACCUAUGGAUAUUCUUCUCAAAAGAGCGACAAACUAUAUAAAGCAAAACAAAAAAUCUAUAAUUGAAAUUCCUAUUUUAACGGAAAAAUACGACAUAGGACUUGGAAUCAUAUGUUAUUUCAAAGUGUAUAAUACAUAUAGAGCCGUCGAAGAUACUUCGACUCUGAGAAGAACGGAAUGGAACGGAAUGGAUGUAAUUACAUGUAACAAAACAUGUAAUAUAUGUAACAAAAGACAAAUAUAUAUCAUAAAAGCUGGCUUUAGACUUCCUAUAGCUGAACUUAAGUAUAAUUACUACGAGCUUACAGGUGGUUUAAUCACAAUCGAUGGUGAUGUACUUGUAACUGUUGAUGCAUUAGGAUUAGAAACAGUGAUAGAACUAUUAAUGAUUAAUGAUACAAUGCACGCAUGCAGGGUACGAUACGUCCAAGUGAUGGAAUUUGGCAAAAUCAACAUAGAAAUGACUGGUUUAGGAUCACUCGGUAGUUUCAUUUCCGACCUAAUAACUCAGAAGAUUUCAGAGUGGCGAGAGCAAAUUAUUGAAAAAAUUGAAGUAUAUGCCAGGGAUAUUAUUGAAGAACAAUUAAACAAUUAAAAUGAAUUUUUUUGUAUAAAGUAAUGAUGUUUGAAAUAUUUUCUUGAAUUAUAAUUACACAUCUUGUAAAUUAACACAAUAUUUGAUUCAAAUCUUUAAUCCUUCAAAUGCUUAUCACAUGGAUUUGAAAAAAGGCACAUAUAUAGUACACGAAUUUAAAGUAUAAUAUUACAUGUAUGUACUCUCACUUUUUCAAUAUAAAUCAUCAUUAUGCCAAGAAUUAAAAAAAAUAUCGAUGUCCUUUAUAAAUAUAAAUAAUGACUUUUAUUAUAUGAUAUAGCAAAGUUAAUAGUAACUAUGUAAUAAACCAAGAAUUUCUUGUAACUAAAAAUUUUAUUAUUUUCAAAUAUCAUUUUAUGUAGCAUAUAGCAAUGUACAUUUGUCUGUAUAAUAUUUAGAAAAUGUCUAUAUAAAAAUCUAUUUAAAAAUACAUUUGUUAUACAUUAAAUUGUUAUUGCGAAAGCUCGCAUUUCAAGCUCUAAUAAAUCUAAUAUAAGCUGUCA
This is a messenger RNA of Wasmannia auropunctata (little fire ant), 1114 nucleotides long. RefSeq lists its product as uncharacterized. Lineage: Eukaryota; Metazoa; Arthropoda; Insecta; Hymenoptera; Formicidae. The coding region runs from base 9 to 611 and encodes 200 amino acids. The transcript has 3 exons. The record is from RefSeq and is a predicted model, not a curated record.